Messenger RNA from Pseudophryne corroboree (corroboree frog), 1908 nucleotides. RefSeq names its product NXPE family member 2-like. The transcript has 6 exons. NCBI's taxonomy places the organism in Eukaryota, Metazoa, Chordata, Amphibia, Anura, Myobatrachidae. Bases 73 to 1707 code for a protein of 544 amino acids. The record is from RefSeq and is a predicted model, not a curated record.
ACCAGGAUCUGCACAGUGAGGAACAGGCUGCAGGCAGUGCUGGUGCAAGGUGACUAGUCUGUUCGUGAAACCAUGAUGGUAAGACGGUUGCGGUUUACAGUAGUGAUAAUGACAAUAUUCCUAACAAGCGUAUUUUGGCAUCGAAAAUUACUUCAGGAUUAUCUGGUGCAAGUGUUUGAAAACUACAAUGAGCUAUACCAAGAUGAAGGGAUGAAAGCAACAACACUUCCAGCUAAAACCGAGCUCCAAAUGAAAAUAGAUGCGAUAUUCGACAAAACUCUGAUGCUCAUCCCCAAUGCUGCAUUCACUCACUUUAAUAAAAGUACAAGUGGGGAAAACAGUAAGGCUUUCAUAGUAAAUCCCAGGGCACGUUAUUGUGUUGGAGAGGACUUUGUGGUACAGCUCGACAUGUACGAUUACUUGGGCAACAGAAAGACCUAUGGUGGAGACUUCAUUAGGCCAAGAUUGUUCUCCUCAGAGCUCGGAGCUUCUGUGUCUGGAACAGUAAAAGACUUCAACAAUGGGUCAUACCAUGUGCACUUUCCUUUGUAUUGGGCAGGCAAAGCCAAGGUCUCACCUCUUUUAUUCCACCCAAGUGAAGGGGUUGCGGCUGUCUGGAGAGCAAGACAUUCCAGCGAAGGAGUCCUUGGCUUCCAGGGGAGAUUUGAAAAGCAUGGUCAAAACGUCGCUAGUAAAUGUGGUUUUAAGCUAGACAAAGAAGAAGGGAAGGAGAUUUGUGAGUACUUAGAUCCAGUCUACGAGGAGGCCUUCUACUGUUACAAGGUUCCAAACUUCACUUGUGAAAGUUUGAAUGAAAUGAGGGGUUAUGACCUUUCCAUACCACAUAUUACUGCUGCGGAAAAAAAAAUGUUUGAAAGAAAGAAUAUUGCUGUUGAAAUCCCGCAAAUGUUUGAGGCCAUAACAGUUACCAACUGUAAUUCCUUAACAGUGAAUCAAAAGCCAAAAUGUCAGACAGGAAUGGGCUCUCCUUUCCCCAGCGGAUACUUUUUCAAUAAUCUGUGGAACCCUCUCUACUGUAACAUGACGGAUUAUAAAUCCGCAGAGAACUUCACUAACUGUCUUCAGGGGAAGAAACUCUAUCUCAUCGGAGACUCAACGUUACGCCAGUUUAUCAUGUUCUUCACCGAGGGCAUCAAAAUAGUGAAUUAUUUCCGUUACCAUGGAAGUGGUUGGGCUGGAUGGCAUAUGGCACUGGAAGCAAUAAACAUGGAGAAAGACAUUUAUGUCUCCUAUAAGAGACAUGGAUUCCCUUUAGAACAUCCUGGUUUCUACUACUUCAAGGAAGACAUGUACACAAGUCGCCAGAUUGACCGGCUGGCUGGCGGAAAGGACACUAUCAUCGCUAUUACAAUGGGACAGCACUUCAGACAGUUCCCCCUUAAGAUUUUCAUUAGGCGGGCUCUCAACAUCCGUAGAGCUAUAGAACAACUGUUCCUCAGGAGCCCCGACACCAAAGUCAUCAUCAAGUCAGAGAACACCAGGGAACUUUUUUCUCCAGUUGAAAUGCAGGGGGACUUCCACGGUUACACUCAGUAUCUCAUACUGAGAGAGGUUUUCCAGGGGAUCAAUGUUGGCUUUGUGGAUGCUUGGGACAUGACGGUGGCUUCAGGCAAUGUAGUUGUUCAUCCUCCGGGCUAUAUAUUUAGAAGCAUAAUGAGCCUGACUUUCAGUUUUGCUUGUCCUUAAAAUGUCAUAAUGAAGGAAAGCCCAGUUGUCCUGGGGAUGCUUAUGUGGCAAUCCCUCAUACUCAGACUGGAGCUGGGAAGAUAUCUGUAAGGGGUUAAGAAAGACACACCUUGUGUUUCAGAUACAAAUGGUGUAUUAGGAGAUUUGUAUAUGAGCAGCAGAAAAGAACGAGCUUGGCAUUUUGUUUUUAACCAGUGUCAC